AUGAAUACUCAUCUCACCGCGUGGGAUCCACAAUUUAACGGCCACGGCCAUUCAGAACCAUUCAGGGCCUCGGUCUCAAUUACCUUCAACAUUCCUUCCCCAAAAUCGGCUCGUCGCCCUGCGAACAUACCGUUACGAACAUUGUCUACAGCGGGUCGAUCCAACCCUAGCCAAGGACUGCUGGGCUCGGACGAGAAGCAGGGUCGGCGGUCUUCCCUUUCGCGCUCAUCGUCACCUGGUUCCGAAUUUUCGUGGAGUGACACAGGUGAUCUCGCAGAGCAACUUGCAGACGAGGAAGACCCGUUACAAAUUCGAUUACGAGCAUCCCUUGACGAAGAGGUUUUUGGUGGCUCUUCCAAAAGAAAGUCAAGAAAAAGGGUUCGAUAUAACGACGAGACCAACAGCAAACAAGAGAAACACUACAAUCCUGGACUUGUUAAAGAGGAUAUCAAGAUUCCAGAUCCUAGCCCUCGACGAAUAAGUAGAGUUGAGCAUAUUCUAGCCUCAAUCAUGUCGGGAGGUGAGAGGCAGAUGCAUGGCCUGACAGGCCGGCCAUUAGUGUAUUUUACUAGUAUUUUUGUAUCAUUGGGUGUGUUUUUAUUUGGAUAUGAUCAGGGAGUUAUGUCUGGCAUUAUCACUGGUCCUUACUUUAAAGAUUAUUUUAAUCAACCUUCCCGAGCUGAGGUCGGCACCAUGGUUGCUAUCUUGGAAGUCGGCGCAUUUAUUUCCUCCCUCGUCGUUGGGAAGGUUGGUGAUAUAAUAGGGCGAAGAAGGACAAUUUUAUAUGGGUCCUGCAUCUUUUUCGUUGGAGGCGCACUUCAGACAAUGGCUACUGGCAUGCCUAUGAUGCUUCUCGGUCGUAUCAUUGCAGGUGUUGGUGUUGGUAUGCUCUCAACGAUUGUGCCCAUAUACCAGUCCGAGAUAUCACCCCCACAUAACCGUGGUAAGCUUGCUUGUAUUGAAUUUUCGGGCAACAUCACAGGAUAUGCAACCUCUGUAUGGGUGGACUAUUUCUGUAGUUACAUCAAGGGAAAUAUGUCUUGGAGGAUUCCUCUAUUGAUGCAAUGCGUCAUGGGCGCACUUUUAGGUGUUGGAAGUUUGAUUAUUGUCGAGUCACCAAGAUGGCUUUUGGAUAACGACCAUGAUGAAGAAGGUAUGGUAGUUAUUGCCAAUCUCUAUGGCGGUGGUGACAUUCAUAAUCAGAAGGCGCGAGAAGAAUAUCGGGAAAUCAAGAUGGAUGUAUUGCUGGCUCGCCAGGAAGGUGAGAAAUCUUAUAAAGAUAUGUUUCGACGAUAUCGUACUCGAGUCUUUAUAGCCAUGUCGGCGCAGGCUUUUGCCCAACUUAACGGCAUCAACGUUAUAUCAUACUAUGCUCCUCUUGUCUUUGAAUCCGCAGGGUGGGUCGGCCGUCAGGCGAUUCUGAUGACAGGUAUCAACGCUAUCACGUACUUCCUGUGUACCAUACCGCCAUGGUAUCUAGUAGAUCGAUGGGGCCGACGCUUUAUUCUUAUGAGUGGUGCAAUAGCUAUGGUCAUCUCGCUAUCCGCUAUCUCUUACUUCUUAUUCCUGGACAUAGGAGCUACACCUACUUUGGUUGUCAUCUUUGUCAUGAUAUAUAAUGGAGCAUUUGGAUUUAGCUGGGGGCCAAUUCCAUGGCUUUACCCACCCGAGAUUCUUCCCCUCAGCAUACGAUCCAAAGGAGCCAGUCUGUCAACCGCCACGAAUUGGGCUUUCAAUUGGCUCGUAGGAGAAAUGACGCCUAUCUUGCAAGAAGUAAUCACAUGGCGUUUAUACUUGGUUCAUGCUUUUUUCUGUGCAACAAGUUUCGUUGUCGUAUACUUCAUUUAUCCAGAGACAGCCGGUGUAAGACUGGAAGACAUGGACAUGAUAUUCGGUGACGCGACUACAGCAAUGCCCACGCCAGCGACCAGAGCCGAAAGUGGCUCGUUGAUGGGCAUCAGUUCGCCUGUUCCUUCUGUUGACUUGAGACGUGGAUAUGGUGGUCCGAAUGGUGGUAUUGGACCUUCAAGUGCCAUUCCAGGUCUUGAUAUUGACCCGCCUAAUGUUUCGAUUGUCAAUGGAAAGCCUCAAUAUGGGGCAGAUGAAGAGUCGGGAGAAGGCGUCGGGGGGUGGAUCUCACGUAUGGUGAACAGGAACAAGGGCGAAGGGGAUACCAUCAAAAGUGGAAAGUAUAAGCCAUUAGAUCAAGAUGAGGAAUGA
Sclerotinia borealis F-4128 is the source of this 2220-nucleotide messenger RNA. Lineage: Eukaryota; Fungi; Ascomycota; Leotiomycetes; Helotiales; Sclerotiniaceae. The record is from the annotation of a GenBank genome assembly.